AUGUGUGUUACCUGCUCUGGGGAAACGUUCCAGAACGCUGCCUUUAUCAUCAUUGAAGAGGACGACGAUGACGAGCCUCAAGACAACCCUGACGAUCCACCAAUACGGGAGUACCUACCUAUAGGGGACGAAGACGGCGACCCACCAAUAGUGAAAGACAUACCUAUUAAACAGAGCAACGAAAGGAUUUUUGCUGCCCAGGUUGCAGUGGAACCCAAAGAAAAGACAGUAUUACCGGGAGACAGUGUCACCUACCUUUGUCGGCUGGCUGUACCGCUCCAGUACUGUCGGAUAGAAAUUCCCGGUUUUCAACCUGUCAAUUUAAACAAAGAAUCAGCGACUAGUGAGCUUUCGUACUUUGGGAAAGGUUUGGAGUUUGGUGAGUGUGGCUUCACGAUACAGAGGGCGCAAGACAAAAAUAAUGGUGACGUUAAGUGCACCCUCGGUAUACCCAGUGAAUCCACUGAAUCUGUUGGGACUAUGCGACUGGUCGUAGCAAAAGCUCCUAAUCCACCAGCAUUGGACUUAACAAGAGGAAGAGACUCUUUGGGAGUUUACAAAAUCAAUGAUGUCCUGGAAGCAUCCUGUAUCGUCAGUGACGGUAGGCCAGUGGCUAACCUCAGCUGGUUCCUGGAUGACGAGCCGAUACCAGAAAAUGAACUGACUAUGCCGACCGAGAUGACCAUCGCUAAGGACAACUUACACUCGAGAAUUCAAAACCUUACGCGGACGCUUCGAGCUACCGACAACGGAAGAAGCUUAAGAUGUGUCGCGGAACAUCCUGCCUAUCCUAAUGGAAGAUCGGAGACCAGUCUACAGUUAAAUGUUGAAUUUCCCCCUCUGCCCAUAUACGAUUCGUUGGACAGAUUCGAUUACCAAAUCGGAAAAAUGGGCCUGAUAAAUGUAACCGUCGAAGCGAACCCUCAGCCGCAGGUAGAAUGGGACAUCGGAGGCCAGAAGAUAAGGGAAGGCUCCACAGAUAAUACCGGAAGGAUAGAGGCGGAAGGAGUAACAAGCCUGGGGAGGAGUAAAUACAUAGCCAAUCUAAGGAUAGCAGCAGUGAAGAAAGAGGAUACCGAGACGGAGUAUAUUUUAACGGCACACAACAGCUACGGGUUUCAGGAGUAUAGACUGAGGAUUUCUACAAAUCCGGAGCCAGAAGGCGUAGACUUGGGAAUCGGUGCCGUUAUCGGCAUCGUUGUAGCCAUCCUGUUCGUAAUCCUUCUAGUGUCAAUUUUGAUCUUCGCAAAAGUGACGGGACGGUGGUGUUUUAGCGGUGGUAGCGAUCAUCGCAAUUUUGGAGAGUCUAGCGACACUGAAAGCGCCGACGUUCGACCCAGGGAAACGAAGAAAGCCGUUCAGCCAAUAAAAUUCACCUCUUUCUUCAAGAAGAACAAAGACAAAGUGUCUUCCGAAGACGAGCCAGAGGUGAGACAGAUGGAAACAGAGGAAAACAAGCAAGCACCGGAGGAAAUCAACACCACCCUGCGGACUGAAGCGGAACCGAAAGAGGGGCUGGUUUACGCCGAGUUGGACCUGGUAAGGGCCGACAUGAAACCGGUCGUUAAAAAAGACGAUGAGAAAACCGAAUAUGCUGAAAUCUUGUACACCCCCGCCACUGGAAAGGAGGAAGAACCAGAACCGCAGACGAAGUAAGGGAAUUCCAUUUUUGUUGAUCACUAAAUUUUCUCGAUGUUCUCCUAAGGGUGAAGGGAAAUGUUGGAUUAGGUAGCAAAAAGGUUUGUUUUAAUAAUAAUUUAAAGUAAAAAGUUAAUCUUAAAAGUUUUAAGAAGUCAAAAAUAUU
This is a messenger RNA of Anoplophora glabripennis (Asian longhorned beetle), 1804 nucleotides long. Its product is annotated as fasciclin-3. The record is from RefSeq and is a predicted model, not a curated record. NCBI's taxonomy places the organism in Eukaryota, Metazoa, Arthropoda, Insecta, Coleoptera, Cerambycidae. Gene Ontology annotation, biological process: cell-cell adhesion. Gene Ontology annotation, cellular component: cell-cell junction. Bases 1 to 1656 code for a protein of 551 amino acids. The transcript is spliced from 10 exons. Gene Ontology annotation, molecular function: cell adhesion molecule binding.